Anthostomella pinea is the source of this 1905-nucleotide messenger RNA. NCBI's taxonomy places the organism in Eukaryota, Fungi, Ascomycota, Sordariomycetes, Xylariales, Xylariaceae. The record is from the annotation of a GenBank genome assembly.
AUGGACGAACUGCCCCUCGAGCUCAACAUCAUAACCCUGAACUGCUGGGGCCUGCUUCACCUCAGCCCUCACCGCGCCAAGCGCCUAACGGCCAUAGGCCGCUAUCUGGCGACGAGCGAGCCCUCACCUCACAUCGUAAGCCUGCAGGAGUGCUGGACGCAGGAAGACUAUCGAUCCAUAAGGCGAGAGACACGCUUCGUACUGCCGUUCGGCAAGUUCUACCACAGCGGCGCCUUCGGCAGCGGGCUAGUGAUCCUGUCGAAAUGGCCCAUCGAGGAGAGCAGCAUGUUCCGGUUUCCCCUGAACGGCCGGCCAACCGCCUUCUUCAGGGGCGACUGGUUCGCAGGGAAAGGGGUAGCCUGCGCUAGAAUCAGGUACGGUGACGGCGAGAAGGACGUCGUUGAGGUCUUUAACACACACACACAUCCAGUCUACCAAAAGGCCCCGUCCAACAACAGCUACACAGUCCACCGUCUCUCGCAAGCCUGGGAGCUCGCCAAGCUCCUGCGCGGCGCCACAGAGCGAGGUCACCUCGUCGUCGCGCUCGGCGACCUCAACGACGUACCGCUGUCACUGCCCUACCGGCUCCUGAGCGCCCACUCGCCUAUCCGCGACGCCUGGCGCGUGCUGUACCCGGACUCAUCCCUCGGGUCAGCCGAGCACGAGGUGGAGCGCUCGCGGCGCCGGCCCAUCCCCACGGCCGCCUUCAACGUAGCCGAGAACGGCGUGACCAGCCGCAGCGCCUACAACACGUGGUCGUGGCCUCGGUCCACUUUGAAAGAGCUGCGCAGCGGCAAGCGGCCGAUGCUCGGUCCCGACGCGCCCGACGCGCAGGGCCAGCGUAUCGACUACAUCUUCUUCUCGCGGGGCGGCAACCCGUCCCUGAUCUCGGAGCUGAGCGAGAUCCUGAGCAGCUACGACGCCGACGAGGGAGGCGGCGGGCGCAGCGCGGCCCUGUCGGCACCGCCGGGCUGGGUCGUCAGAGAUGUGCGUGUGGGCGCCAUGGCACGGGACGAGGACCUGGAAUGCAGUCUCAGCGACCACUUCUCCGUCGAGGCGACGCUGCUGCUGCACACGCCGACGGCGAACUAUUACAAGAAAGGCGCCAAUGCUACGAAACGCUAUCUCCGGGACCGUGACCGAGACGCCGACAACAGACAAGGCACCGACGGAGUAAACACAAACCCAAACGAAGGAGGAGGCCAUCAUCCCACAACCCCAGCCCCCAACCUCCCCGAACUCGACGGCGACCACAGCCUCCACCCGGCCGCCUCCUUCACCAGCACCGAAGCAGGCAUCCGCACCAUCGGCGAGCGCCGCGCCGCCAUGGCGCAGGGCACAUACCUGCAGUCGCCGACGGCGUCCGAAUACCGCAACAGCCGCGACCGGGCCGACUACGACGACCAGCUGCGUAGCUUCGAUGACAACUCCAACUCCAACUCGUACUCGUAUUCGUACUCCUACACGUCGGACCCCUACUACGCCACCAUCGAUGGACCCACAAACGGAAGCGGAGGCGCAAACGCAAACGGCCUGCUGCCGUCCGGCACCUACGACGAGAUCCUGUCCCUAAUCCACACCUACCAGCACCGCGAACACACCCAGAAGAAGUGGCGCGCGGCCCACUGCGCCGCCUGGAUCGCCGUCGUCGUCCCCGCCUGCCUCGUCGCCGUAUGGUUCGUCGCGCCCCUCUCGGCCGGUGGCGCCUUCGCGCUCCUACUACUAAGCAGCCUGGGUCUCGCGGCGGGACUCGUCGACGGUCUGCUCGCGCUGCUGUUCUUCGGCGGGGCCGAACGGGCGGCGCUGGCAGAGUUCGAGUGGGAGAUACGCAACGCGAAGGCUACGGCGACCGGAUCGCACGGGAUGACGCUUAUGGGGGAUGAGGACGACGAGAAGAGGUGGUAG